AUGCCUCUAACACUUCCCGGAGCUGGUUCCUUUUCUUUUUUUAAGAGUCCCCCGCUAACCACUACUUCUUUGAUAUUUAAUGAUGAACAUAACAUUUCCACCCUCUCCGCUACCACCUCCUCCUCAAACCUCAACAACAAAACUGCUGCCGCAACUGAAACACGGGAUCCGUGCAACGCUAUUCCCGCAGAAAGUAGGAUAGAUAAUGGUAGUAUUAAAAGCGAAAAGACCUCAAAUCUCUUGAACCCAGUGGUUUCUGCAGAAAGGAGGGCUCGUUCCGUGGACGCUGCUAUAAAUCGCUGCCGUCGGGGUAGCAAUUGCAGCUCAAAAGCUAGUAACAAGAAACCUGUGUGGUUCAAAACAUUAAUGCAUCGAAUGCAGCAAACCUUCUUUAGAUUCAACAAUGAAUCCGGGGGUCAAGUGAAGGUGAACGAUGAUGUUUCCUCUCCUCGACCGAGAUCGAGCGCCGACGCCGUUCGUCAAGAAGUUUGCAACAGAGCAACCGACGAACAAGAGAAUACUGUUUUAUCGCCGGACGAAGAGUGCAUUGAACAGGAAGAUUCCGACCACCCCAUGCCUAAGCCCGAAGUUUUGCAUCAAGCCGGACGGUUCACCAUUGUGCGAGAGCGCGAAGAUUUUGAUACCAUAAUAUUUGAUCAGUGUCAUUGUUUGCAAAAACCCUGUAAAUAUUUAUCAAGUGGCGGGGUUCAUCCUCCCCCACCACUGGAACUUUCAUCAGAGUCAACGCCGUAUCCUUCCCGGACCCGAAAUAUGAACGAGAGUGAAGGCGUGUGGAACAAUAAUAACAAGUCGCACCUUCAACCCAAUGCAAACAUUCAUGGAAGGACUGUUUCCUCGGCAACCACGAGAGCAAGAAAGCCUUCCAUUGUUAAUAUGCACCAGGAGUUUCUUCCUAGCAAAAGACAUAGUUCGGUGUUUGUGGCACCGACGUCAUCCUCAUCACAUCACCAUUCCUCGUCGUCAAGAACAUCCAUCUCUUCUUCCCAUGAACCUCACACCACAAUAAGUUCACAUUCGGGUAGAAAGUUUGAGGUUGAAUGGUACUCCUCAUCAGUUGCUUCUUCGAAUUCCUCUGCUUCCUCAGAGUUUGUCUCCUCCUCACCUGCUUCCACCAUCAGUGCAUUCAGUUUUGCCUCAAGCCCCGGUACAAAUUCAUACUCCCCCGCAACAACGCUAAGCCGUCAACGUAGCAGCACUCUCAGUAGCAAGCAUGGUCGUAAAUUUGAGGUUACGGUUUUAUCAUCGGACAACGAU
Acaulospora colombiana is the source of this 1275-nucleotide messenger RNA. The record is from the annotation of a GenBank genome assembly. Lineage: Eukaryota; Fungi; Glomeromycota; Glomeromycetes; Diversisporales; Acaulosporaceae.